Xyrauchen texanus (razorback sucker) is the source of this 2503-nucleotide messenger RNA. RefSeq names its product Ras and Rab interactor 1b (gene rin1b). Gene Ontology annotation, cellular component: endocytic vesicle; cytosol. Gene Ontology annotation, molecular function: small GTPase binding; guanyl-nucleotide exchange factor activity. The transcript has 11 exons. The record is from RefSeq and is a predicted model, not a curated record. NCBI's taxonomy places the organism in Eukaryota, Metazoa, Chordata, Actinopteri, Cypriniformes, Catostomidae. Gene Ontology annotation, biological process: vesicle-mediated transport. The coding region runs from base 55 to 2250 and encodes 731 amino acids.
AUCUGAUGACAAGAGGAUCAUGAAUAAGAAGAUGAAGAUCUAUUAACGGAGAAGAUGGACUUGUCUCUCCAGAGGAGUUUGAGUGUUCUGGAUCGUCUCCUCCUCACACACUCCAUAUGGUUGCAGCUGUCAGUCAACCUUGACUCCGCCUACCAAAUCCUACAGCGAGAGAUAGUAGGGACAUUUCUGGUGUGUAAAUGUAGUGCCUCCCACAGGAAAGUUCUGUGUGUGCGGGCGCAGGAGGCCAGUGUGAGUGUGUCACAUUAUCCCAUCCGUGAGGAAGACUCGACUUUUUCUUUAGAAAGUUCAGCCCUGAGCUUUCCAGAUCUCUGCAGAUUAGUGGCCUUUUACACCGUCAGCAGGGAUGUAUUGCCUUUCCCAUUGGAGCUCCCAGAAGCAAUUGCACAGGCCACAACACACACACAGCUAGAAAAUAUUUCGCAUCUGGGUUUCGAGUUCUGGAGCUCCCAGACAUCCUCUGGCCUUCCUAAUGGACCCCCUCCACCCUCAGCACCCCACCGGACAUCCAGAGUGAUUAGCCCCUGUUUCAUCAACCCCCUUUUCCUGCAACCGCCCCAGCCCAGCAAAGCCGCCUCACACAAGCGCCACCGCUUUAAACGCAGUCUAAGGGUUCGUGUGUCCAAUGAAACUUCUCUCAGUCUGUCGGGUGGAGAAUCUGACCAAACCCAGGGUGAAACGCAUGGACAGAAUUCUAGCCAGGGAGGUCCGAGACGGGCGGGUGGAUUGAAUGUCCUCAGGAGGACCCCGGCGCUGUCUCCAACAUCAGAAGAGGAGGAUGAACAGAUGUUGGGACAGAUACCACCUAGCAACACUUUACCCCAACAAGACAAUGCUGAAAACAAAGAUCCCGAAGAUGGUGAGGUUUGUCUUGCUUUGGAGAGGACUCGAGCUCCUUCCCUUGCCGAACUGGACAGUAAUAGUUCCUUCAGCAGUCUGGAGGAGGAGGAUGCCCAAGCAGACUCCACCCACCAGUGGCCCCCUGCCACAAGGGGUACACGUUUUCCCUCCGCAAACCCAACCUCAACUCUGCGCCGCAUGACCGCUGCUUUUGUCUGUGUGUUUGCUCCUGAACGGCGAGUGGCUCGAUUAGUGGACGAACUCUCCAGUGACAGACGGUCCACAUUCGGAUCAUUGGUGCAAGACUUCUUAGAGAAACAGAGGCAAGAGAUGGAGGCCUCAACACAGACCUCUACUGUGGAGCUGCUUCAGGAAGUGAGGAGAUUUCUGUCCCAAGCCAAAAGCCUUCUUAUAGAAGCAGGAGAAAUAGAGCCUCCAAUUGAGACGUUGGUGCCAGAGAAUGAGAAAGAUCUGGCACUGGAAAAGGCUCUGUUUCGCUGCGUGUUAAAACCGUUGAAGGUUCAGAUGCAGCAGACACUUGUCUCACUUCACACAAGGGAUGGCUCCUUAAAGAGGAUCACUGACAGCAUGCUGGCCUGCCAGGAGGGGGCUCUAGAGCAUCUGGGUGUACGAGUCGGGGUCCUUGACGUUCGUGGCAUAGAAAGAGCAAAGAAAAAACUCAUGUUAAUGCAACGCAGCCAUUCACCAAUUGACAAGGUGGUGCUUUUGCUGCAGGUGUGCAAGAGUGUGUACAAAGCCAUGGGUACAAAGCCUGAUAAUGAAGUGGGGUCUGAGGACUUCCUACCAGCAUUGUCCUAUGUGCUAGUUCAGUGUAAUAUCCCGCAACUGCUGCUAGAGACGGAGUACAUGAUGGAGCUGCUGGAGCCAUUAUGGCUGACAGGAGAAGGUGGAUACUACUUGACAAGUGUUUAUGCCAGUCUAUGGCUGAUUCAGAGCAAGCCUGGGAGCAUGCCCACCUGUAGUUUGACCAAUGAGGCUCAAGAGAGCUUGAGGGAGUGGAGCAGGAGGCGGGGCCAAGAAGCAAAAACCCAGAAGGACAGUCAGCAGAAACAGAGGUUCGUCCGUGUGUUAUUCCAGGAUGACAGUCAUAGUGCAGUGCGGACAAUUCUCUGGAAGGCAGGGGAUAACAUAGAUGUGCUGGCCCAAACCUGCGCUGGUCUGUUUGGUGUGAGUGAUCCCCAGCACUAUUGUCUGUUCUGGAGGAGUGAAGGGAAGAUGUGUCCUCUACCUGCCCAUGUUCAGCCCCAUGAGCUGGGCAUGCAUGAGGGUGGAUCUCUGUCGUACCUCCGCUCCGAUCACGACUUUUGCAAAAUGCGCAGACUGACCCGAGGGGGCGCUGUCGAUCUUGGGGAGUCAGUGUGUGAGGAGUGAAGAGAAACAGGUGUAGAAUUACUUUUUUGGUACAUUUGUGGCGAUUUGGAUAUCACAAGUUUUUGAAUGCUGUAUAUAUGUCUAUGGAUGAUGGUGAUUAUUUUUUGCGUGCAAGUGUGUUCGUAUGGGUGUGUUGUGUGUUAUAAAUCAGAAAGCACAACACCGUUUUAGAUUAAUUGAAACAGAUUAUUCAUAGGUGUGACUUGGUAAUAAUGCAAAAAGCAAUAUCUGCCAAACGAGAAGAUCUGGAGAA